Diospyros lotus (date-plum) is the source of this 2346-nucleotide messenger RNA. Its product is annotated as long chain acyl-CoA synthetase 4-like. The transcript is spliced from 19 exons. The record is from RefSeq and is a predicted model, not a curated record. Gene Ontology annotation, molecular function: long-chain fatty acid-CoA ligase activity. Lineage: Eukaryota; Viridiplantae; Streptophyta; Magnoliopsida; Ericales; Ebenaceae. Gene Ontology annotation, cellular component: membrane; endoplasmic reticulum. Gene Ontology annotation, biological process: fatty acid metabolic process. The coding region runs from base 229 to 2208 and encodes 659 amino acids.
ACCAAACUUAAAACUUGGUGCAAACUGUUCUCUCUCUCUCUCUCUCUCUGCCGAACUCGACAAAACUAGCGGCGGCGGCCAUACCUCACCGCGGGAUUGGCCGUCUCUCGGCCAUCGUUUCGUAAAUUACGUCUGCCUUUUUUAUUUGCCGAUUAUUAUUAAUUUGUAUUGUCGUUGUUGCAGCAACCACAGCUAGAGAGAGAGGCAGAGAGAGAGAGAGAGAGAGAGAUGGCGGAGAAGAAGUAUGUGAUAGAGGUGGAGGGGCCAAAGGAGGGCAAGGAUGGCAGGCCUUCGGUGGGAGCAGUGUAUCGCAGCGUAUUCGCCAAGGAUGGCUUUCCGCCGCCCGUUCAAGGCUUGGACUGCUGUUGGGACAUUUUCCGCAUGUCAGUGGAGAAAUACCCCAAUAAUCGGAUGCUUGGCCGCCGGGAGAUCGUGAAUGGGGAGCCUGGAAAAUACAUUUGGCUAACUUACAAACAAGUAUUUGACUUGGUUGAGAAGGUUGGAAAAUCCAUUCGCAGCUGUGGGGUUGAGGAGGGAGGACGAUGUGGUAUCUAUGGUGCCAAUUGCCCAGAGUGGAUUAUGAGCAUGGAGGCCUGCAAUGCUCAUGGACUAUAUUGUGUUCCUUUAUAUGACACCCUAGGUGCUGGUGCACUGGAAUUUAUUAUAUGCCAUGCGGAGAUUACAAUUGCAUUUGUGGAAGAAAAAAAGCUCCCUGAGAUUCUGAAAACAUUUCCUAACACAAUAAAAUACUUGAGAACAAUUGUGAGCUUUGGAAAGGUUACUCCUAAACAACAAGAAGAAUUUCAAGAAUUUGGUUUGGCUAUAUACUCUUGGGAUGAGUUCUUGUCAUUGGGAGAUGAUAAACACUAUGAUCUUCCCAUGAAAAAGAAAAGUGAUAUUUGCACAAUAAUGUACACUAGUGGCACAACUGGUAAUCCAAAGGGUGUUAUGAUUUCAAAUAAUAGCAUUGUUACUCUCAUAGCUGGGGUGAAGCGGUUGCUGGUGUGCGUUCAUGAAGCGUUGAAUGUAAAUGAUGUUUAUCUUUCAUAUCUUCCUCUGGCACACAUCUUUGAUCGGGUAAUUGAGGAGUGUUUUAUCCAUCAUGGUGCUUCAAUAGGAUUUUGGCGUGGGGAUGUUAAGUCACUGAUUGAAGAUAUUGGCGAGUUGAAACCUACUAUCUUUUGUGCCGUUCCCCGUGUAUUGGAUAGAGUUUAUUCAGGAUUGCAACAGAAGAUUUCAUCUGGGGGCUUCUUAAAACAUACCAUGUUUAACCUUGCAUACAAAUACAAGCUACAUAACAUGAGGAAGGGGAGUAAACAUACAGAUGCAGCUCCAUUUUGUGACCGAAUUGUUUUUAAUAAGGUCAAGCAAGGUCUAGGGGGAAAUGUACGAGUUAUUUUAUCUGGAGCAGCACCUCUUGCUACUCAUGUAGAAGCUUUCUUGCGAGUGGUGGCAUGUUCUCAUGUUCUUCAAGGAUAUGGUCUCACUGAAACCUGUGCCGGAACAUUUGUUUCGCUACCAGAUCAGUUGGAUAUGCUUGGCACAGUGGGUCCUCCAGUACCCAAUGUGGAUGUGUGCUUAGUAUCUGUUCCUGAAAUGGGAUAUGAUGCCCUUUCAAGCACACCACGGGGAGAGAUAUGCAUAAGGGGUGAAACCUUGUUCUCAGGGUACUACAAACGUGAAGACCUCACCAAAGAGGUUUUGAUUGAUGGAUGGUUUUAUACAGGGGAUAUUGGCGAGUGGCAACCAGAUGGGAGUAUGAAAAUCAUUGACCGCAAGAAAAAUAUUUUCAAACUCUCACAAGGAGAAUAUGUUGCAGUUGAAAACUUGGAGAAUAUUUAUGCUCUUGUUUCUGAUAUUGACUCGAUUUGGAUAUAUGGGAACAGCUUUGAGUCUUUCCUUGUUGCUGUUGUGAACCCAAAUAAACAAGCGCUUGAACGUUGGGCUGAAGAAAAUGGUAUAUCUGGGGAUUUCAACUCCCUCUGUGAUAAUCCGAGGGCAAGAGAGUACAUACUUGGGGAGCUCACAAGGAUUGGAAAAGAAAAUAAGUUGAAAGGUUUUGAAUUUGUGAAAGCUGUUCAUCUUGAACCUGUGCCAUUCGACAUGGACCGUGAUCUUAUCACCCCAACAUACAAGAAGAAAAGGCCUCAGCUUCUCAAGUACUACCAGAGUGUCAUUGAUGUUAUGUACAAGAGUGCAAAAAAGUAAGCCCGUUGGGCGACGAUGUUCUCCAAGUCUUCUUCUGGCCGCCUUUUUUCAACUUGUUUUUAGCUUUGUCACUGUAUAUACAAAAUCCUUGUAUCCGUUUGUGUGCUCCAUAAUAAAAACAACUGAAAUAUUGAAACC